Messenger RNA from Cornus florida, 922 nucleotides. RefSeq names its product chalcone isomerase-like protein 2. The transcript is spliced from 5 exons. Bases 158 to 787 code for a protein of 209 amino acids. Gene Ontology annotation, molecular function: intramolecular lyase activity. The record is from RefSeq and is a predicted model, not a curated record. NCBI's taxonomy places the organism in Eukaryota, Viridiplantae, Streptophyta, Magnoliopsida, Cornales, Cornaceae.
GCCAAGACUGAAAGACUCAUUGAGUGGUAGCUAAAAUAAUACACACCCUCCUCAUCAUAUAGAGUGAGAAAUACGCCCCCACUUUCUCAUUCCUCAACUCUCUCUAUUUCUUUGUCCCCGCGGUCUGCCCCAAGAUUAACUCUCCGUCAAUUUUAAUAUGGGAACUGAAGUGGUAAUGGUGGAUGAGAUUCCUUUCCCUCCACAGGUCACAGUAACCAAGCCAUUGCCAAUAUUGGGUCAUGGAAUUACAGACAUUGAGAUACACUUUCUCCAAAUUAAGUUCACAGCAAUUGGAGUUUACUUGGAUCCUGAGGUUGUGGGACAUUUACAGAAAUGGAAGGGUAAAACAGGAGCUGAGCUAGCUGAAGAUGAUGACUUCUUUGAGGCUCUUAUUUCUGCCCCAGUGGAGAAGCUUGUGAGAAUUGUGGUGAUCAAGGAGAUCAAAGGCUCACAGUACGGCGUGCAGCUAGAGAGCGCUGUGAGGGACCGGUUGGCAGCUGUUGAUAAAUAUGAAGACGAGGAGGAAGCAGCCCUGGAGCUAGUUGUCGAGUUCUUCCAGUCCAAAUACUUCAAGAAAGACUCCGUCAUAACAUUUAGUUUCCCUGCAGGCUCUGCCACCGCAGAGAUUGGCUUCACGAGUGAGGGGAAAGAAGAGUCGAAGAUCAAAGUGGAGAAUGGGAACGUCGUAGAGAUGAUCCAGAAAUGGUACCUUGGUGGAACCAGGGGAGUGUCUCCUACAACCAUCUCAUCCGUGGCAAACACCCUCUCUGCUGAGUUAUCUAAGUGAAUGUAAUAACACUUGUAAUCCAAGUCUGGGCUUUAAUGUUUGUCAUGGUUUGUGAGCCCCAUUGAAAGUUUGUCUCAAGAGUUCUAUUGCCCUAGCAAUAAAAUACAGUGAACCCUCUUGCCUACCCUCUCUCAA